This is a messenger RNA of Monopterus albus (swamp eel), 4898 nucleotides long. RefSeq names its product myosin VIIA and Rab interacting protein b (gene myripb). The coding region runs from base 38 to 2950 and encodes 970 amino acids. The transcript has 15 exons. The record is from RefSeq and is a predicted model, not a curated record. NCBI's taxonomy places the organism in Eukaryota, Metazoa, Chordata, Actinopteri, Synbranchiformes, Synbranchidae. Gene Ontology annotation, molecular function: myosin binding; actin binding. Gene Ontology annotation, cellular component: cortical actin cytoskeleton.
CUGUCUCGCUUCGUCUCUCUCUCUCAUUUUUAGUGAGAUGAAGCAGGAGCUGGCAGAGGAAGGCAGCAGAUGCUCCAUCCUCUCGAAGCAGCAUCGUUUCAAUGAGCACUGCUGCAUCCGCUGCUGCGCGCCCUUUACCUUCCUGCUCAACCCCAAGCGCCAGUGCCUGGACUGCCAGUACAACGUCUGCAAGACCUGCUGCACCUACAGCGAGAGGGACAAAGCCUGGCUCUGCUCUGCUUGCCAAAAGGGAAGGAUUUUGAGAACACAGUCCCUCGAAUGGUAUUACAACAAUGUAAAGAUUCGUUUCAAGAGGUUCGGCAGCGCCAAAGUUCUGAAGACUCUGUACACAAAGCACAUUAUUGAAAGAGGGGCCCUCUCUGAUCUCCCAGAGAGCAGUGUUCCCGAGGGAAGCAACGAGAACAAUGGCAGCGUCUGUGGCAGUGACUCGGCUUUCUACAGACAGAGUGAAGGACACAGUAUGGCAGAGACACUCACAGUCGCCCUGCGUGUUGCUGAGGAGGCCAUAGAGGAGGCCAUCGCUAAGGCAGAGGAGUUCAGUGACAGCUUGGAGAAGCAGAAUGAGGCUCGGUAUCUGCGUGACCACAAAGAAGAGCUCAUAGAGGAACUUGCCACAACCAUUGUACAAAAGAUAAUCCAGAGGAGGAAGCGUUCAGAGAUGCACAGAGAGUAUGACUUUGUCUGGUCUCAACCUCAGUCCCUGAUCCAGCACAGUGAGCUGCCCUCGCCAUCUCAACCUCACGCUUCUUCACAGGGACCACAGGAUCCCCUCGCGACCUCCUACUCCCUCUGGCGGUCACAGUCAGCGUUCUCCCUCACCAGUGAUGACUCCCCAGAGAAGGGUCCAGAGGACGAGGGUGCUGUAGCCAGCAGUGGCUUGCAGGACUAUGCUUCUCUGAAGAGAGAGGGCAAGGCCACAUCACUACCCAGCUGGAAGAGUAUGGAUCGCCUGGACAACUCCAGUGCAUCCUCAGUUCUCCAAAGCCCAGAUGGUAACUGGAUUGCCCUGCACAGUUCUCAGCUGUCUCGGCCCAGCCUGCUAACCAAGAGGAAAAGCCUUGUGUUCAGUGUGUUGGAAAAAGAGUCCGGUGUUGUCUCAGCAUAUGACGAGAUGGGAUCUGACUCUGAGGGGGACGAUGAAGGCAGCUGGGGUGCAGCUCUACAACAGUUCCAGUGCAAACUGUCAGAUGAGACUUACUACACAGACUCACAGCACGACCCAGAGUGGACAUACACCCAGCAUCUUCCUGUUACAUCACCAUCCUCUGGCCAGUACACUAACACAGAGACGCUCAACUCAGACUCUGAGGCCUCAUCAAUGCUGUCCGUGUGUCCUCGUAAACCACCUCACAAUGCGUUGAGGAAGAAAGGACCACCAGACACACACCUGCGUCCUCUUCACCAGCCCCUGUACCACCACCAUCUUCACCAGAACCUCUCUCCAUAUCCACCCCACUCUGAGGCACUGGAUGUCAACUUUAAUCCUAAGGUGGCAGGAGACAGCAGCGAGGCUGAGGAGAGGCAGAGUGACCCCAUCAGAAGGUCGCGGCGACGCAGGAAAAGCAAGAGAGAGCUGGCCACAGAGCAGAGUAGGCCUGUAGAUCUGAGCCAUGCACAGUCUCUCUACCCCUUAGUACAGGAGAACAGUGGUUUUCUGCUUAACGUCUUACAGAAGAGGGGUUUUAGUGAGGAACAGACAGUACCUGACACUAUGCCACUGGCCACAGCUGCAACAAACACCUUCAGAUUAAAUGUAAUGACACCAGAGGCAGUAAACUUAGACACAGUGGCCCUGAAUUCAACAGCCCCAAGCCCCCCUCAGCCCUGCUCAGUAGCUUUGGGAACCCAGCAUUUUCCCAACAGCUCAGGGCCUGAAAACCCUCUAGAAGAGGAUCUGCAAUCCAGAGUCAGUCAACUGGCAAACUGUGCCAACACCAAGGACAGCAGUUCUUCUGAAGAGGAGUGCACAAAGUGGACUGCAGCCAAACAGACAAAUAAAAUAAAUGGCAGACAGAAAGAGAAGUUGAGGCCAAAAGCCACAGAAGUAGAAAAGCAGAGGGCGAGUGAAACAGUGGAACAAGUGAAGGGAGAGGAGGUGAAAAGAAGUGAGAGAAUAAUGAGUCCUUCAGUGAGAGAAGAAGGAAGAGUUUGGGAGAGUAGGUUAGAGAAAGGAGUGGGAAAUUUGGAAGAGAAUAUAGACAGCCAGGGGAAAAAAAGAGGAGACAAAAAAAGGCUGACUAGACAAAGUAAGAGACAACAUAAAAGAGAUUUAGAGAACGAAACGAGACCGAAAUGCAGUACAAGGAGUGGAUCCAGCACGAGUUCAGCUGUUGUUUCACCGUCUUCCCAGGAGGGGGUGCUGUCACACAACCAGCAGAAGAACUCGGCAGCCUCUCUCUGCAGCAUCACUACAGAGGUGCUGAAGGUUUUGAAUGCUACCGAGGAGCUGAUUGGUGAGGCGGGAGGUGAGAGCUACCCCCUGUCUGAGUCCAUGAGUACGUCUCCCAUCUCCAGCAGCUCGGACACCCGCAGGCUGGACCAGAGGCUGACUAAGAUGGAGGAGAAUGUAUACCUGGCUGCUGGUGCUGUGUAUGGUCUUGAGGGGGCACUAGGAGACCUGGAGCAGUGUGCUCGCAGUAUUCGCAGCGGUACCACAGACACGGAGCUGACUUUCCUGGAAGACCAGGUGGCCACUGCAGCCGCUCAGGUCCAGCAGUCUGAGCUACAGAUAUCAAACAUUGAGGCCAGAAUAUCAGCUCUGAAAACAGCUGGGUUGAAUGUGACGGUCUGCAAUCGCUUCUUCAAACACAGGCCAAAGGCUAAGACUCAAACCCUGGACUCGUCACGUCAUCAAAGGAGGAAGCUUCCAGCACCUCCACUGAAAGAAAAACUGGAGCCAGAGCAACAGAUGAAAGUGUUUCGGCCAUAGUGACAGUCGGCAGCAUAAGUCCCUCAGGACCACUUUCGAGCCCCAGGGGUGGGGGCCCCUCUCAUCCAGUGCCUUGACCCAGCAUCUUUCUCUAGCUCCAGGCCAAGCACAGGCCAGCACCAGCUCUGUGUGACCCACCAAGCACUAAGACUCUCAGCUAGGCUCGGCAACAUGUCAGUCAAACACCUUGCAGACGACGUGACUGGCUCUUUCCCAUUUUUCCAUUUUAUCUCCGAUUUCUUCCUCCUCACCACGCACGUAAUACACCAAUCAAGAAUCACUGAACAGUCUGUGUCUCUGCCUUAAAAUCUGCAAACACUCCUCAUGACCCAACUCUUGAUGUGUACAGACAUGUCCAUCUGUUUGCAAAGUAUUGUGAUUUAAAGUACAAUGAAGAUGUGAAAAAAUCAUGUGACAUUUUCUGUGAUCCAGUGUCCCAAAAAGAGGCUGAGCCAUGUUUUAUACUGCAUCUUCUUUCUUACCAAAUAAAAUGGCAUGACAAAUUUUAUCAUAGUACUGUAAGCCCCUUCAGAGCUUUGAACGGCUGUCAGUUUUCACACUAUCAGAUAUUAAUCUGAUACCUGGGUGAUACUGGGUGAAACAAAUGCACUUACCAGAAAAUAGUGUUUAAAUGUGUGAAAUAUUGGGCUAAAAUGUUUUUGUCUUUUCCUACCACUAAAAUUGUUAGAUGGCAGUAAAUGAAUACAAAGUACACUUCAUAAGUGGCUUAUGGUGAAUAGCCAAAAGCAAACUAGUUCAAAGUAAUUUUCAACAUUAUUAGAAAUAUAAUAAUCUCCUUUCUUUCUGGGAGUUAAAUGAGAGGAUCCCCACUGUUGUCAUACUCUAAAUCUGAAGAAACCGCAGUACAGCAGGCUAGUGGUUUGCUUAGCCUAGCAUAAAGACUGAAAGUGGAGAAAAGGCAAGGCUGGCUCUGUUCAAAAUGUUUUUAUUUUAUAUUUUGGCCACAAGGGGCAGCAGAAACUAGCUCAACACAUUAAUAUAUAGCCUCUUGAAAGGCAACACUAUGUUAGCAUUUGGAGUUUUGGGAGGGAGUUGUACUGUAUACCCACCUCAAAAAAUAUUUGGUUCUGAGCACUUAGUGUACAGUGUGUUUUUAUCAGGUUUUCACCAAAAACAUGUCCCUGCUCCUGCCAGAAAUUGUUUUUACAGUUUUAUAUAUUACAAAAAUAUUUAUAAACUGUUAAUAUUUUUUAUUUUUAUUAAGUACAAAAAAGUAAUAUUUUGCUACCUCUUGUCAGAACCAGGACAGCUGUUCCACUGUUUUCAGUCUUUAAACCAAGCUGAACUAACCGGCUGCAGGCACUGGGUUCGUAUUAGACAUACAGUACGAAGAUGAGAGUGGUAUUGGUCUUCUCAUGUAACUAUUGGCAAGAAAGAAAAUAAAUGCAUUUCCCAAAAAUAUAAAACUAUUUCUUAAUAUUUUACUAGGGAAGUAAAUAUUUUACUAUUUAUUUAGAAAAGGUACUCAAUAGUCACAAACACUACAGCCAGAGGCUGUUGGGCUUUUACAUUGAUAUUAGUUAAAUAUGGUUUGAAUAAGUCUGAAUGUCAGACAGUCUGAGGUCAACUCUUGUCUGAAAGUGAUCUCAUUUAAAAAAAAGAAAAGAAAAUGCCCCAUGCAGUAUUCUCAAACAAAAGUCAUUUUCCUUUCUGUUAACUUCUUUAUUUACUUUAAAACAUUGUGGCCUUUUAUUUGAACAAAAGUAUAUUUUCAUAUUUUCUCUUUGCUGGAUCAUGUCCAAAUGUCUGUUUUAUUCAGAAACUCUUGUAAAGAUUUUUGCAUAAUUAAGUCUGAUGGGUUGUAAAACAAAUGCCAUGAAACCAUGAUUUUGUUUCAAACAAUUUAUUUUUGUACCUACUGAAAGUUUUAUGCAAUACCACUGAAAUGAGAACUAUUGCAAAUUAAAGGCUUUAUUCAGUCCUUAAA